Messenger RNA from Anopheles nili, 635 nucleotides. Its product is annotated as protein G12-like. The record is from RefSeq and is a predicted model, not a curated record. Lineage: Eukaryota; Metazoa; Arthropoda; Insecta; Diptera; Culicidae. The transcript has 3 exons. The coding region runs from base 1 to 612 and encodes 203 amino acids.
AUGAAACUAGCAGUGAUCGUGAUAGCUUUGAUCGCCAGCGUAGCCUGUGCCCCAACUCAGCGCGCUCUAACGGAUGAUUUUGACGAUUUUGUCGCACUUCUUCCUGUUGACGACCUAGUGAAUUUAGCCCUUCGUUAUUUCCUUACCGACAAGGAAGUUCAGGAUGCGUUCCUGUAUCUUCAAGGAGAAGAAUUUGCAUCGGUGUGGGAUCAAUUCUUUGCCCUGAAUGAAGUACUCGAUUUGUUGAAUUAUUUAGAAGAUGCAGGUGUUCCAGCAUAUGACUCUUUAAAUGCCGUUGCAAACUUCUUUGGUUUGACACCCUUGAAACCAUCCGUUCGAAGCCUACGUACGGGGGGAUUGAACGGCUUGCUACAAGAAGCACUUGCUCUUUUGCCAAACGAAGAGCUAGAGGCUUUGUUUGAUGAGAAAAUGAAAACUAGUCCUGAAUUCAAAGAAUUGUUUGAAAAACUUCAGAGUUUCGAAUACAAGAAACUAGUAGAGUUAUUCGAGAACUCUGCUGAAGUGCAAGCAUUGGUGCAAAAAUUACGUGAUCAUGGUAUCGAUGUAGAUUACAUAGUGGAGUUGGUUAAAGCUUUCUUCGGAUGGAAAUAAAUAUCAAUUCUGGUAUUGAAUGA